Phytophthora sojae is the source of this 276-nucleotide messenger RNA. RefSeq lists its product as hypothetical. Lineage: Eukaryota; Oomycota; Peronosporomycetes; Peronosporales; Peronosporaceae. The annotation marks the transcript as partial. The transcript has a single exon. The record is from RefSeq and is a predicted model, not a curated record.
UCGGAUAAGUAUCGCUGGGCAGAAAGUAGCUACGACGUCAUUUUCCGAGCUUGCGUGAGCUUAACGAACGUCCAGAUCAUCACGCAUCCACGUCGACAGGAAGACGGUGAGGCGUACCGCGAAUACAUCAGCCGCCUUCGUGGAAACACCAUCCAGAAGGUAAAACGACGUGCCGAGAUUCAAAAGGCCAGCAGAGAGAAAAGACACUUGCGCUUGGAGACAACGGUGAUGACUCUCCCAGGUACGACUGAAGGAUUCCUGAGUCAGGAGUAUUAG